CUGAAGUGGGUCAGUGCUGCGUCGAACCGGGGAAGGGUUGCGUUGCAGCAGGACGCUCCUUAGCCGGCCGAAAUUCGUUAUAAUCAGUACACUCCCGCGUCUCGUUGUGCGCGGAGAGGUGAAGGUCCUCGCUUGGCUCGGACUAAAGGGCUGUGGGAUUGUUCGGAAAGUGAUUCGGUUGGCUUUGCAGAUCCCAGGCCGAGAGCGCGGGUGAGACGAUAACAUGGCGAGGACAAGUCGGGUUCACGUUCUGGCGGCGUGUGUGCUGGUGAACCUCCUGGCCGACUUGGGCGCGUGUGGCCCGGCCCGCGAGGAGGAGAAGGCCGCUGAAGGUCACGAGGUGAGGAUGGCAGUGCCCCGAAGUGCGUUCCUGGAUCGUCUUCAUGCAUCGAUGCGACCUGAUUCCAUGCCACUGCAGACCAAACACCCCGAUGCGAAUCAUAAGCGAUGGAAAGGCUCCCAAAAGAAAGAGAAUCUGGUACUAGGGGAACAGAAUCCAGAUCCAGGAGAAAUCCGUAAAGAGGAAGAGAUAAUGCGAGAACUAGCGCACUUGCGAGCAAUUUUGGCGAGUCAAGUUGAGGAAGACAGAAGCAAAAUGAGAAGCGGUUUCGGCGUGCCCUUACCACUUCCCGAGAUGAAAGAGGCAUAUACGCGCCGCUCCUUCCUCAACCUGGUGCCACUCUACCUACCGGACGCGCAGAGAGCCAACACCGAGUGCCGCAGAGACCUGUUGGCACUCUAUCGCAGUUUAAACGACCUGGAGGAGUUGGUCAAGAAUGGGACCCUGUGGCCUUUACAAUUGGUUGACUCGUGGGGGAAGUUCGCAGACGGGAUGCUGGUCGGCAACCUAAAGCUCAUGGGUUUCUUCGGGGAGUGUGUGCGCAUCUCCGUGACACAGGACGAUGCUGACUUCAGGGGACAGUACUGCUUCCUCUCCUACGGAGCCGCCAAGAACUCCAGCAACACAACGGAGGAGUGGAAGGACCUCCGCACGCCGAUGCUGUCCUCGAUGCUGCAUCCGUCCCUGCUCACCGCCUACGCCACCUGCAUGCCGUCCACCUGCACGCGAGAGGAACUCAGGGUGAGUUUUGUGUCAAGAAUAUUUAAAAUGCCUCGAUGUUACUCAAGAGCAUUUCAACAACACAACCAGCGGUCGCCAGAUAAAGUUACGCGUUCUAGAAGUCCUAAGGAAUUUUUAAUCCUACGGGUCAGCAUUUCCUAUCGCAUCCUUCGCAUCGACCAGAGACCACACUAG
This is a messenger RNA of Penaeus vannamei (Pacific white shrimp), 1255 nucleotides long. Lineage: Eukaryota; Metazoa; Arthropoda; Malacostraca; Decapoda; Penaeidae. The record is from RefSeq and is a predicted model, not a curated record.